Helicoverpa zea (corn earworm) is the source of this 1401-nucleotide messenger RNA. Its product is annotated as testis-specific serine/threonine-protein kinase 1-like. Gene Ontology annotation, molecular function: tau-protein kinase activity; ATP binding; protein serine/threonine kinase activity. The transcript is spliced from 2 exons. Gene Ontology annotation, cellular component: cytoplasm. Gene Ontology annotation, biological process: microtubule cytoskeleton organization; protein phosphorylation; intracellular signal transduction. The record is from RefSeq and is a predicted model, not a curated record. The coding region runs from base 469 to 1362 and encodes 297 amino acids. NCBI's taxonomy places the organism in Eukaryota, Metazoa, Arthropoda, Insecta, Lepidoptera, Noctuidae.
AAGUUGGGACAUAAUGGAACACCCAUGUGGUCAGCGUAUUCUGCGUAUCGUUCUUCAUGCCUUUGACAGAGUUUCGAUAACCGCUAGGGAUCUCACUAGGACGCAGGAUAAUUCUGUGCCAUUAUUAAAGGCAAUGUCCGGAAUCCCGGGUGCAGUUCAUGCAUUCAUGUCGAUGUUACUCUGUAACAUCUACCUCUGUAGUCUAAAUCUGACAGACUUUAUGAAGAAAUAAGAAGGAAGUCACAUCCGUCAAUGACGGAUUCACGAUGACGUCUUUCGACAUGUAACACAAUGAAGAACAAUAAAUAUAAAUUCUAGUGAUCGAAGUAACAUAUUUAUAAUAAAAAUUAUAAAAAUGCAUACGUUCCCUUCGAAUAUGAGCAGCCGACCAGCGAAUCGAAAGGGUGCGUUGAAAGGUGCUUUGUGGAAAACACAGUGCUCGAUGUUUUACCACAUGUUUAUGUUAACAUGUCAGAAUUGAAAACUACAGCCUCAGAAGAAAUUACUUUGUCUUCAAAGGGAUAUAAAUUACAAAAAUUCGUAGGUGAAGGAGCCUAUGCUAAGGUAUAUUUAACUGAGUACUCGGGAAAAGACGACGCUCAUAAGGCUACGCUCGCGUGUAAGGUUAUAGAGACGUCGAAAGCUCCAAGAGACUUCGUUAUCAAGUUUUUGCCACGCGAAAUAGACGUGCUUGUGCGCUUGAAUCAUCCUCACCUUAUACACGUGCAUAGUAUAUUUCAAAGAAAAACGAAGUAUUAUAUUUUUAUGAGAUUUACUGAAAACGGAGACCUGCUGAGCUACAUUUUGAAGAACGGCUGCGUAUCCGAAAAUCAGUCCAGAGUGUGGUUUCGCCAAUUAUCAUUAGGCAUACAAUACCUACACGAGUUGGAGAUAACGCAUCGUGAUAUUAAAUGCGAGAACGUGCUCCUGACAGCAAAUUUUAACGUGAAAAUUUCUGACUUUGGUUUCGCCCGAUUUUGUGUGGACGAACACGACUCAUCUGUGUUAAGUGAGACAUACUGCGGGUCGAUGUCAUAUGCAGCGCCAGAAAUUCUUCGUGGAAAACCCUACCUGCCUAAACCAACCGAUCUGUGGUCUUUAGGGGUGGUGUUAUUUGUGAUGCUGAAUAAGUCUAUGCCAUUUGACGACACGCGAAUGCGAAAAUUGUACGAGCAGCAGAUGGGCAAGAAAUAUCGAUUCAGAUCUCGAGUAGGCAGCUCUGUCUCAGUCGAGUGUAAGGCUAUUGUCAAACAUCUAUUGGAACCUGAUCCAGGACUGCGCCACUCCGCCCAACAAGUGCUCAGUUCCGAUUGGAUUGCUAUGGACAGUAGGCUUACCAGUGAGUUGAAAACGAAGUCUUAAUUUGUAAGAAUCCAUCAGGCUACUGAUAAUUAGGUACUU